This is a messenger RNA of Syngnathus typhle (broad-nosed pipefish), 1711 nucleotides long. RefSeq lists its product as uncharacterized. The record is from RefSeq and is a predicted model, not a curated record. Lineage: Eukaryota; Metazoa; Chordata; Actinopteri; Syngnathiformes; Syngnathidae. The transcript is spliced from 4 exons. The coding region runs from base 271 to 1062 and encodes 263 amino acids.
ACGCGUUGCCUUCUAGAACAGCUCGUUAUCUUUAAACGUUCUAAACUCAGCGCAAUAUAUAAUUAAAAUAAUUUUAAUCCAAACUUCGUGCAUUAAAUUUUCAAGUCAGUUUAUGUAGUUUAGUAUGUUCCGCACAUCCAACAACACUCAUCUACUACUAUCCCGUGAGAACGGAUCUAUGUUAGUUAGAAUCCCCACGCGUUUUUUAGACAGUGAACUCAACAAACACAUGUUACUUUCUUCUCCAUAGCAUUAUGUCAUUCCGGUGUCAUGGCGGCUCCCGUGGCCCUCGUCCAAGGUGCCAGCCGGGGUCUGGGGCUGCAGUUUUGCAAAUACAUUUUAAAAGACAAACCCCCAGCGAGUGUCAUAGCAACGUGUCGGAACCCGGACGGGGCCACGGAACUGCAGGGGCUGGUCGGACAACACCCGAACCGGCUGACGGUGCUUCAGCUGGACGUGAAUCGCGAGGAGGACAUCCGCAAGGCAGCUGAGCGGGUGAAGAAGAGCUUUGGUCGGCUUGAUUUGAUGGUCAACUCAUCCGCUCUGCUUCACCCCUCCGGGAAAGGAGAGACGAGCCUGAGGGAUGUUUCUGCACAAGGCAUCAUCGCCACCUUGACCACAAACACGGUGGGUCCGCUCGUGAUGGCCAAGUACUUUGCUCCACUCCUGCAGAAGGGCGGAGGUGGCUUCGGUCAACAACCAACAGACCAGGCCAAGCGGCACAGCGGCAUUAUCGUCAACGUCACAGCCAAAGUCGGCUCCAUUGGCGACAACGGUCUUGGCGGCUGGUACAGCUACAGAAUGUCUAAAGCGGCUCUAAACAUGGCCACAAAAAAUCUUUCCAUUGAGCUGGGCCGAAAUCGACCCAAGGUGGUCUGCGUUUCCUUGCAUCCAGGAACAUUGGACACCGACUUGUCUAAACCGUAUCAUAGGAACGUACCCGAGGGGAAGCUUUUCAGCACGGAACGCUCUGUGGAGUACCUGAUGGGUAUCAUAGAAGAUCUGGAUGUGGAAAAGACAGGUAACGCCUACAACUGGGAUGGAACUCAACUGCCCUGGUAGCAAAAAGAAGGAAGAACAAGGACUCUUUCUAUAUUAAUCUAAGUAAUGGAAUUGUCAAUAUUCAUUUGACAUUAUGGUGUGAUGUGAUUUUCAUAUAUCUCAUGUAAAGUUGUGCUCUUGAGUUUAGAUUUGGAUCAAUUUGAGAAAUAUUGGCAAAUGACCACUCUCUUUAUUUCAUCAAAUUCUGCAAACUCAUGAUGAUAAACUAAAUGUUAUUGUGCAUUAUUUCCCUUUUAUAUGUUUACAGAUGCUUUUUAUACUAUUAUAUCAGUAGCCUAUUUUUCAACUGGCUCACUUUUUUCCAAUAUAUUACAGCGCUGUCCUAUGUGUCAUACUCUAACCCACCGCCAGAUGGUGUAAAAGUACCUUGUGAAGAAUCGAGCUGCUACUAAAGCAUGCAAAAAAAAAAAUCAUUUCUAUCUUUCCCGACAUCAUGAACUGCUGCGUUUUGCACGACACGCUUGCAAAAAAAUCAACGAUCCUCUUCUUUGUUUUUACAGCAUUCAAAUACUUUGUUACGGUAUCUUAUGAGCUGUCACUUUAUCUCUUAAUCCGCGCGUCUUCUCUGCAAUUGUACUUUGCAUUUUUGCGUUGAGGCGAUCGAUAAUGUAAUUAUGCUGUGGCGUGCAAUAAAAGCAACAUGUCGUGA